Chara braunii is the source of this 1207-nucleotide messenger RNA. The record is from the annotation of a GenBank genome assembly. Lineage: Eukaryota; Viridiplantae; Streptophyta; Charophyceae; Charales; Characeae.
CGGUUGUACGAUCGGAGGGCGGUUUUGAAGCAGAUGGUUGAAGGGAGCCUAGUCGGGAGAUGGAAGGCGAUGCGGUGGUCGACAACCAAGCUGCAGUCCAAAGCGGAUCUUGCCUUCUUCACAUUGCGUAGGGAGGGUGGGUGGCCGAAGUUGAAGGUGUUGGAGGUGAUGGAGCCAUUGUAUGUCUUGCCUCGGGGGAUGGACAAGGACGGGACUGCCCCGUCAAACCUUGUGGAGUUGAAGGUGUUGGAGCCAUUGUAUGUCUUGCCUCGGGGGAUGGACAAGGACGGGACUGCCCCGUCAAACCUUGUGGAGUGCGACCGGCUAAUGGAAAGGACGUUGGGGGAGGUCGUGUUGACGGAGGAGCAGCGAGGUACGGUGCUCGAAAAGCUGCUGCGGUCCGGGAAGAACUUGAAGGACCACGGCUACAUCGACCUGUGGACGCAGUUUUUCGAGUCUCUUCCACAGCCGAAGGUGGACGAUGGUUCUAUUUUGAAGGACCCCAUGGAGGAGAAGUACAUAACAGAGGAGGAGCUGGUGCAGGAACGGGCCUUCAUCAAAACACCAAAGGGCCGGAUUUCGAAAAGCCUUGAAGACGAGGAGGAGGAAAGCACCGACGACAACGACCUUGACGACGAUGUGAGAAUGAGGGAGGAGGAGGAGGAGCGACGCGCAGCUAUACCAACCCGCAAAGAAUGGGAGAAACUGAAGAAGAAGGUUGGAGAGCGAGAAUCGGAGUCAGUGGGGGAUAUGGGCCGGCUAGAGGAGGAGAAAGAAGAGGCGAUGGACCAGCGAGAGGAGGAGGCAGAACACGAGAUUGGCCAACCAGCGCAGGAAGAAGAAAAGAUGGAGCAAGAGGAGAAAGAAGAAGAGGCUAGCAUGGAGCAGCGAGAGGAGGAGAUGGAACAGGAGGAAGAGGAGGGCAUUGAACAGCAAGAAGAGGAGCUGGAAGAGAGUGAGAAGGAGCAGCAGCAGGAAAAGAUGGAGAACAACGAGGAGCAGCAGCAGCAGCAUGCACCGAAGACCGUGUACACGCGUCGAAAGCAAACUGUGGAGGCUGCUGGCUUACCGAAGAAUUCCCCCGACUUGAAGCGACUUCCCAGCCAACAAAGCUGAAGCCCAACAUGACAACCUGUGGAUCAGCAGGGUUGGGAGGAAGAGUAAGGCGCCCUGUGAGGACAAACAGCCGAAACCAAAACUUCCACGU